AUGGUAAAACAAAGGCGAAGCAGAACUCACUACUAUGCCGUGGCACCUUUUUGUUGCAGAAGAGAGACAUUCAGAACACUGACAGAACCUGCCCACUUCACAGAGGAGACCAGCUGUGACUGUCAAGCUCCACAUGAGAAGCUCACAAUCGCGCAAGCUCGCAAAGGCACCCCAGUGGACCGGCCUGUUCGAGUUUAUGCAGACGGCAUCUUUGAUCUGUUCCACUCUGGACAUGCCCGCGCUCUCAUGCAAGCCAAGAACCUCUUCCCAAACACCUACCUCAUAGUAGGAGUGUGCAGUGAUGAGCUGACCCACAAAUAUAAGGGCUUCACCGUCAUGACGGAGACUGAACGGUACGAGGCCCUUAGACAUUGCCGCUAUGUGGAUGAAGUUUUACGGGAUGCUCCCUGGACUCUCACACCCGACUUCCUGGAGCAACAUAAGAUCGAUUUUGUGGCUCAUGACGAUAUCCCAUACUCCUCUGCAGGAAGUGAGGAUGUCUAUAAACACAUCAAAGAGGCAGGUAUGUUCGUACCGACACAGCGGACAGAAGGCAUCUCGACUUCUGAUAUAAUCACCAGAAUCGUCAGAGACUAUGACGUUUACGCUCGACGCAACCUGCAGCGUGGAUACACAGCCAAAGAGCUAAAUGUCAGCUAUAUCAAUGAAAAGAAGUACAGGCUGCAGAACCAGGUGGACCGUAUGAAGGAAAAGGUGCGCACGGUGGAGGAGAAGAGUAAGCACUUUGUUUAUCGCGUGGAGGAGAAAAGUGCUGACCUCAUUCAGAAAUGGGAGGAAAAAUCCAGGGAAUUCAUCGGCAACUUCCUGGAACUCUUUGGACCUGAUGGAACGUGGAAACAGGUAUUUCAGGAGCGCAGUGGACGAAUGCUUUCAUAUGCCCUGUCUCCUAGAGAGUCUCCUUGCAACAGUCCUCCUCGUGAACUGUCGCCACUGCGCUCCCCCUCGCCCCCCUCACCCCCCACCCGCUGGCACAGUGCUCGACCAUCUCCCCCAACGUCUCCCAAGGGUGCAUCUGCCUCUAUAAGCAGCAUGAGUGAAGGGGACGAAGACGAGAAGUAG
Messenger RNA from Boleophthalmus pectinirostris (great blue-spotted mudskipper), 1080 nucleotides. RefSeq names its product phosphate cytidylyltransferase 1B, choline a (gene pcyt1ba). Gene Ontology annotation, biological process: CDP-choline pathway. Bases 1 to 1080 code for a protein of 359 amino acids. Lineage: Eukaryota; Metazoa; Chordata; Actinopteri; Gobiiformes; Gobiidae. The record is from RefSeq and is a predicted model, not a curated record. Gene Ontology annotation, molecular function: phosphatidylcholine binding; choline-phosphate cytidylyltransferase activity. The transcript is spliced from 8 exons.